Ustilago hordei is the source of this 429-nucleotide messenger RNA. RefSeq names its product putative DIB1 - 17-kDa component of the U4/U6aU5 tri-snRNP. The transcript has 3 exons. NCBI's taxonomy places the organism in Eukaryota, Fungi, Basidiomycota, Ustilaginomycetes, Ustilaginales, Ustilaginaceae. The record is from RefSeq and is a predicted model, not a curated record. The coding region runs from base 1 to 429 and encodes 142 amino acids. Gene Ontology annotation, biological process: mRNA splicing, via spliceosome. Gene Ontology annotation, cellular component: spliceosomal complex; U4/U6 x U5 tri-snRNP complex; U5 snRNP.
AUGUCCUACUUCCUCCCACACCUGCCAACAGGCUGGCACGUCGAUCAAGCCAUCUUAUCCGAAGAAGACCGAGUCGUCAUCAUCCGCUUCGGCCACGACACCGAUCCCGUAUGCAUGGAAAUGGACGAAACACUCUACAAGAUCUCAACAGCCGUCCAAAACUUUGCCGUCAUCUACCUUGUCGACAUUACACAGGUACCGGACUUCAACAAGAUGUAUGAGCUGUACGAUGCAUGUUCAACCAUGUUCUUCUAUCGUAACAAGCACAUCAUGAUUGAUUUGGGGACUGGUAACAAUAACAAGAUCAACUGGGCAAUAACCGAUCGUCAAGAGCUGAUUGAUAUUGUGGAGGUGGUCUACAGAGGUGCAAGUAAGGGUAGAGGUCUGGUUAUUAGUCCCAAAGACUACUCGACGAGACAGCAAUACUAG